GCAGCGCCACGUUUAAUGCGAGCGUUGCGCGACGAGACACGUCGCUCUUACAGUGACGCGGGAGCCGAGUUCUUCCAGGCCGGUGCCAAACUCGACAGGCUUGCACUUUGUGCCGACGGCGUAUGCGUCCCUGUGGCUGCCUCCCUUCAGCGACGCGUACCACCGACCGGCCAGCGACACCGACAUGAACAGCCUGGCGUGCUCGCCAAAGGACGACCUCCGUUGCCUGUCAAGCCUACUAUGAUAUAUGUCGAUGAGACAGAUCCAGAUGAAGAGCCCGAGCCUCCCUUCGAGCCUAGGCAAAUAAAGUUAAAGAAGAACCAAGAUGUCAAUGCGGAAUACAAGCUCAGGGAUGAAUUGGGAAGGGGCAAGUUCGGCACGGUGUACCGCUGUGAGGAGAAGAAGACGGGCCGGAUCCUGGCGGCCAAGUUCAUCCUGACUCAGCGGGCGGAGGACCGCGCCGACGUGGAGCGUGAGGUGGAGAUCAUGCGAUCGCUCCAGCACCCGCGCCUGCUCCAGCUAUACGAUGCCUUCGACGACUCCAAGAAGCAGAUGAUCCUCAUUCUGGAGUUGAUCGAAGGCGGUGAGCUCUUUGAGAGGGUGAUUGAUGACGACUUCGUGCUCACUGAGAAAGCCUGCGCCAUCUUCGUGAGACAAAUAUGCGAAGGUGUUGACUACAUGCACUCCAAAAACAUCCUCCACCUGGACAUGAAGCCGGAGAACGUGCUGUGCACCACGCGAACGGGCAACCGCAUUAAGCUGAUCGACUUCGGUCUGGCGCGCUUCUACGAGCCGGGCAAGAAGCUGCAGGUGCUCUUUGGCACGCCGGAGUUCGUGGCUCCUGAGGUGGUCAACUUCGACAAGGUUGGAUACCAGACCGACAUGUGGAGCGUCGGCGUCAUCUGCUAUGUCCUGCUCUCCGGACUUUCACCUUUCAUGGGAAACAGUGAACUUGAGACGAUGGCGAAUGUUACGAGAGCGGAAUAUGACUUUGACGAUGAGAGCUUCGACCAGAUCUCCGAAGAAGCGAAAGACUUCAUCGCCAAACUACUGCUAAAAGACAAAGAAGACCGUAUGACAGCCUCCCAGGGCUUGAACCAUCCGUGGCUUCGGGUAGGUGUUACAACUCCUCUGCCUAUAGAGGAAAUUGAGGCGCCAGACUUUCAGAAGGAUAAGAAGAGAGACGACACACAGCUGGACAAGAAGAAGCUGAAACGUUUCGUCAUCAGGAGGAGGUGGCAGAAAAUGGUGAAUGCAUUUCUGGCCCUCAGGCGCAUGGGAGCCACCAUCUCGCCAUCUACGCCUUGAACGCUUAACAGAACCUCGGAGCCUUCCAAGACCCACCAUGUGUUCCCCGUGUCUUUCACCCCAACUGAUCUUCACGAAAGAAGACUAACGUCACAUUUCAUCGAAUCACUUUUAUCGUUUAACAGCGUUGUCUCAUCUUUUGCCAAUGGCACGGGAUACCACGAAUGUGCCUGAGAAUGUGUCUUACGCUUCUUAAAUUAACUCGUCAUUAAAGAAGGACGAAAUAAUGAGCGCAAGUUUCUUUUAAGGAUAGAUGCAGGUAGGAGAUUUGAGUGCGGUUGUGAGUAAUUUGUCAUGCGCAAUGUGUGCAAACUAGGCCACAGCAGUGCUUUAUCUCAAACGUAAAGGUAUAUUAAACAUGCCAAAAAUUAUUUUGUAGUAGCCCGCUUCAAAUGGCCACCAAUUCAUGGCUUGAGCUAAAGUCAGUGAAAAAACAAAGCUUGAUUAACUUGCUGCUCAACUUCAUAAUGUGGAACUAUAAUUUUCAUUCGUCUUGCUUUCAAUAAUAAGAAUAAUAAAAAAAACACACUUUGUCAAUGCUUCUUGCAGGUUUCCGCAUGGCAUACUUUUAGAUAGAGUUAGAUCGGACGUGCCUUCAUCUUUGUUUUAGUUAGCCCAUACGCCCUGCCAUCGUAGAAACAUGACGUAUGCUGAGUUAACAUCCUAGGGUCAUGUUACCUGCACGCCUAAAUGUACUAAGACAAACCGUGCGUGGUUCGUUGCAUCUUUAGGCGAAGUGAAGCGUCGAAGCCCAACCGUACGCCGAAAAACGGUCAUGCUCUUUGCGCCUUGUUUUCUACGCGAAAAUCCCCCAGCAAAAACUUUGCUGGAUGCAAAAUUAAUGUUUCCCAUUUCCAACUUUCUGUACAGUGGUGGCGUGGACUGUUUUUUGUAUAAAGGUGUCCGUAAACUGUUACGAACGUUGCGCUUUCUGCUGAAAUGUUUAAUAAAGUUGUCUGUUUCUUACCAA
This is a messenger RNA of Dermacentor silvarum, 2278 nucleotides long. RefSeq names its product myosin light chain kinase family member 4-like. Gene Ontology annotation, biological process: positive regulation of apoptotic process; protein phosphorylation; intracellular signal transduction. The record is from RefSeq and is a predicted model, not a curated record. Gene Ontology annotation, cellular component: nucleus. Lineage: Eukaryota; Metazoa; Arthropoda; Arachnida; Ixodida; Ixodidae. Gene Ontology annotation, molecular function: ATP binding; protein serine/threonine kinase activity.